CAAUUCCGAAUCUGGAACCCGCGCGAUGAAGAGAGCGUUUGUGACCGUCGGGACCACCAGUUUCGACGAGCUCGUCGCACGGGUGGUCGCUAACGACUGCGUUCAGAUCCUCAAGAGUCUGGGUUACAACCAUCUUGUCCUCCAAAUUGGUAGAGGCACUGUGGUGCCCAAACCAUUCCGUACUGAGUCAUUCACUCUGGAUGUUUACAGGUAUAAGGAUUCUUUGAAAGAAGACCUUCAGCAAGCUGAUCUUGUCAUCAGCCACGCAGGUGCAGGAAGCUGUUUGGAGAGUCUGGAGAAAGGCAAACCACUUGUGGUAGUUGUGAACGAAAAGUUAAUGAACAAUCAUCAAUUUGAAUUGGCAAAGCAGUUGCACAAAGAAGGCCAUCUCUUUUAUUGUACCUGCAGGGUCCUGUCUUGUCCUGCCAGUCAGCCUCUUGCUUGUGCUUCUGGGAAGUGCCAAGAUUCUGCAGCAACUGCAUUCUGCCUAGACCUUGAGCUGCUCGGAUACCUGCCUACACAAGCUCCAGUACUUGUGGCCACUGCCUAUUCUUACCUGAGUUCUGUGUUUUCCUCUUUUCCACCCCUCUCUACCUUUCUCAUCAUCCCAUGCACAAUGCAGAAAGGAUGGAAAAAGUACUGCGGCCAGAAGUCUUUGAAUGAGGCAUCAAUGGAUGAAUAUUUAGGCAGUUUAGGGCUGUUUCGAAAGGUGGUUGCCAAGGAUGCCUCUUGCCUCUUUCGCGCUAUUUCCGAGCAGUUGUUUCACAGCCAGAUCCAUCAUUUACAGAUCAGGAGAGCUUGUGUCUCAUAUAUGAAGGAAAACCAACAAGCUUUUGAGUCUUAUGUGGAGGGAUCUUUUGAGAAAUAUCUGGAACGGUUGGGAGAUCCCAAGGAGAGUGCUGGCCAGCUGGAACUAAAAGCUCUUUCUCUAAUUUAUAAUCGAGAUUUCAUUAUUUAUCGUUAUCCUGGAAAGCCACCAACUCAAGUCACAGAUAAUGGCUUUGAAGACAAGAUUAUUCUCUGUUAUUCAAAUAAUGGCCAUUAUGAUUCUGUAUAUUCAAAAGAAUUUCAAUCAACUGCAGGAAUUUGUCAAGCUAUAUUAUAUGAACUUCUUUAUAAAGAUGUAUUUGUUGUGGAUGAAGAAACAUUGAAAACUGCAGUUGAUUUGUUUCGAAGUGGUUCCAGGAGAAACAAACACCAUGCUUUGACUGCAAGUGUAGAAGGCAGUACUGAUCAGAAGAGUUCAACCGAAGAGAGAACUGAAGAGGCUGGUGCCUGUUCCAGUGUUGCAAGUACACCAGAAGGCAAUAAGCAAGGAACAGAAAAACAAAAGGUUCCAGAAAGUCCGUCAAAGAUGCUGUUUCCCUAUAAGGUGCUGAAAGCUCUGGAUCCAGAAAUCUAUCGAAAUGUGGAAUUUGAUGCUUGGUUGGACAGUAGAAAAGAACUUCAAAAAUCAGAGUGUGUGGAGUAUGGUGGAAGAUAUUACUUUUUAGGAGACAAAUGUCAGGUUUGCAUGGAAUCAGGUGGAAAAUAUUAUAAUGCUCACAUUCAGGAAAUUGAUAAUGAUAAAAGUUCAGUAGUAGUUUUCAUUGAGGAAUUUGCAGAAAGGCAUUCAAUUCCGCUGGCCCAAGUAAGACCAGUCAACCAAGUGGCACUUCUUCCUUCCUGGAAUGCCAUACCAAUUCGUAAUGGAAGAGGUUAUCCGACUAUAACUGGAGGCUAUUUCCCUGAAAUAGUUAUGACAGAUAUGAACAUGAAGCAACGAAAGAAGAUGUUCAAGAAAUUUCGAGGGAAAGAGAUUUAUAUGACCAUGGCUUAUAGCAGGGGAGAUUCCCUUGUUCCAUCCAGGAUUCAGCACAGCAUGCAUUAUGACCCUCUACUGUACUACUCACAGACAGCUGGCCAUAUUCUGUCUAGUCAACAUUUUUACCCUCAACAUUCAUCUCAAAGACAAGGUCGGGGAUAUGGGAUGCCCAGGGAUUCGUCUCACUUAAUAAGCAAGCAAAACUUGCCAAAUCCUAGAGUUGGCUUUUGCUCUGGCUCAGGCAGAAAGUGCUGCCAGAGCUAUGAUAAUGUCUCCUAUAGGUCUCGUUCUUUUAGGCGUAGCCAUCGUCAGAUGCAUUGCAUGAAUAAGGGAUGCCAAUAUGGUUUUGCUCCAGAGAAUGGAGUGGAAGAAACUGUUACAUUUUAUGCACUUGAAGAAGGGAAUGAGACUGCUUAUUCAACUUUACCUAACAAUGGUGGUCCCACUACAAUGGUUCCUGCUACUUCAGGCUACUGUGUUGCAAGGCAGGGCUAUAACUCAUGCAAACCACCUUUGAAUUCCGGAGACAGUAAUGACCACUGUGAUAAUGGAGGAUAUCAUGGAGAUUAUCUUUAUUCUUCAGAACAAGGCUAUGAAACUUCCAGUGUGUAUACCACAACUGUAUCUACAGCAAACCUGUCUCUUCAGGACAGUGGACCAUCUUCUGUGCCUCAAGACACAGUUACCUCAUACAACUACCCCCAGAAGGUGUUAGAAAAUUCUGCAGCAAUUGCAGUUUCUUGGGCAAGCCAUGUUCCAGUUCCAGUCAUAUCGAACUGUGCAGGAGAUACUGAAGCUAUUAGUACCUCUGAUGUUUCUUCACAGAAUGCCAUACAACCUGUCUUUGUACCUCCACCUGCACAAGAUAGUCCAGCCUAUCUUGAGCCUUCAGCAGCAGAAGCAGAAGCAGCAGCAGCAGGAGCAGCAGCAGUACCACCACCACCAGUGGCCACACCAGUGGCAGCACCACUACCACUGCCUCCUCCACUUCCUCCUCCUCCUGCUACUCCUCUUGAAGCAGGGGAUGCUUCGGGGUUUCCUCUUCCACCACCACCACCGCCUUAUUCCUAUGAUCCAAGUGGAAGUGAUCUGCCCCAAGAUACAAAAGUUUUACAGUACUAUUUCAAUCUGGGAUUGCAGUGCUAUCAUCACAACUACUGGCAUCCCAUGGUUUAUAUGCCACAUGUGCAGCCGCAGCUGCAGCCACAGCCGCAGCUGCAGCCGCUGCCGCUGCAACAGCCGCAGCCGCCGCAACAACAGCAGCAACAAGAACAGGUUCAUGGAGAGAGUUAUCCAGAUUGUACUGAGCAACCCCUCGUAGACCAAAGUGUUCCUCAGGUGUAUAGUGAUGUGGCGAGAGAGGAUGGCACACAGGCAGAUGUAUCAACAAAUGAUGCUGUACCUCUCCCUCACGGAGCAGUCUACUAUCCAGUAAUGACAGAUCCCUAUGGGUCUCCUUUGUUGGGUUUUGAUUCCUAUGUUCCUGUUGCAUCAGAUUAUUCCAGUAUUGCUAUGUGGCAUCCAGUUAGUGCAGCAUGUGGUGCUUCUGCGCAGAUCCAUGGUGCUAUGAAUCCUGGGCCAAUUGGCUAUAUGCUUCUACCUAACUCACCUCAUUAUACACCUCAGAAUUAAGAUUUAGGAAUAUGAAAUACUUUUUGCUGCCAUCUUUGCUGUUAUGGUUCAUAAAUGUUUUACAUUAGUUCUUAAGUGGUUUAGUUGGGAAGAAUGUUAACUAUGUCUUUAAAAUUAUUUUACUUUUGAAGUAAGAUAUUUCUUUAAAACAAAGACAUAUUACUUUUUGUUAUGAAUAAGAAAAUUGCAAUGAAUGUACAACUAGUCCCUCUAAUGGGCAAGUUCAUUGCAGGCAGCUUCUUGGUAGCCAGAGUGUUAAAACUGUAUUAACUGAUGGUGCCAACUGAGAAAAGAAAGGAACAAAUACAAGCUAUUUUCCUAUACGAUACAUCUUAAUUAUUUAAAAAGUUAGUAUGAUUUCCAUUUUUCAAGACAUUUAAAGAGACAGAAAAAUCCAAAUAGGAGCCUGUGCUCCUGGGUAUUUGUUUAUAUUACAUGAGAGUUCUUCAGAUUUCUUUUAAGAGUCGUCAGAACUGAAUUGUAGCCUGAUAUUAACCAGUUUUGAAGGCACAUGGUGUUCUGCUUUGCAUUUGCCACCAUAUGGUAUUGUUUAAUACUGGAUUUACAUAACUGUCCUACCGCAAAGUAUUAUAGUAUCUUUUGCACAAUUUGCAGUAAAUAAAAGCUAGCAUGUAAAA
This is a messenger RNA of Mus caroli (Ryukyu mouse), 4074 nucleotides long. Its product is annotated as ALG13 UDP-N-acetylglucosaminyltransferase subunit. NCBI's taxonomy places the organism in Eukaryota, Metazoa, Chordata, Mammalia, Rodentia, Muridae. Gene Ontology annotation, molecular function: K63-linked deubiquitinase activity; cysteine-type deubiquitinase activity. Gene Ontology annotation, biological process: protein deubiquitination. The record is from RefSeq and is a predicted model, not a curated record.